AUGAUUGGUCAAUGUUUGCAGUGUGGGCGUGGCUAGAACGUCAAUGUUUUUGUAGAGCGCUGUACGUGUAUGUAACCGCACCAAGGUCUCUGCAAUGUGAUUUCCUGACAUUGAUUUGUUUUCGUAUCAUUAACCCGCGGUCUCCCUCACGUUAUGCACCAGUUUCUAACAUGGGGAACCACUAGCAGGUGAAACACGGAAGAAACCGAGGAAAACGCCGGGAUGGCGGGCGCCUUUGGCUUCAAAGGCUGCCAGAAAAUCCGAGGUCCGCAGCUGAGAAGCCUGCUGGAGGCGAAGGACUUCAUUCUCUUCGACUGCGACGGGGUCAUAUGGCACGGAGAGAAGGCGAUCACCGGCGCCGUGAAGGUGGUGAAUUCACUGAUACGAAACGGAAAAAACGUAGUGUUCGUCACCAACAACUGCACCAGGCCUCGAGAGAAUUAUGUGCACAAGUUCUACCGGCUGGGCUUCACCGACGUGAUGCUGGAUCAGAUCUUCAGCUCCUCGUACUGCUCGGCUCUCUACCUGAGAGACGUCGUCAAGGUCCACGGACAGGUGUUUGUCAUCGGCUGCGACGGACUGCGCAGAGAGCUGCAGGGGGCGGGCAUCCCCUGCGUGGAGGAGGCGGACGAUCCGGACGCAACCAUCUAUAACUGCGACCUGGCCCCGGACGUGAAAGCGGUGCUGGUGGGACAUGAUGACAAAAUGACUUUUCUCAAACUGGCUAAAGCCUCAUGCUACCUGAGGGAUCCGGACUGUCUCUUCCUGGCUACUGACAACGACCCCUGGCACCCUCUGUCAGGUGGAAGGAUACUGCCAGGCUCUGGGUCCCUCACUGCAGCCCUGGAGGUGGCCUCAGGCAGGAAGGCCACUGUGAUCGGCAAGCCCAGUCGCUUCAUGUUCGAGUGCAUCUCCAGUCAGUUCAGGGGGGUGGACCCUGCGCAGUGCCUGAUGAUCGGGGACCGCCUCGAGACCGACAUGCUUUUUGGGUCCAACUGUGGCUUGGACACCAUGCUCACCCUCACUGGAGUGUCUCAGUUCGAGGAGGCCCAGGAGUACAGGAACAGUGAGCUGACCACCAACCACAGCCUGGUGCCCGACUACGUGGUGGACACCAUCGCUGAUUUCUUACCUGCAUUUGAGGAGUUGGAUGAACAGAGCAAUUGACGUGUCCUCUGCCUCUAGUAUGGGGCACAGAAUGCUUCUACUACAUUUCAAGUGCAAUGUUUAGUUUGCGUUUGCAAAAAAAAUGUUGAUACACAACAAGUGAUAUAUGCUCCUCAAUGUCAAGGCGCUGUUUAUGUUAUGACUGAAACGCGCCCUCGAAAUAUCAGAGUAACCCAGUGCAUACCUCAGUGUUUCUUCUAGUGUCGUGCUCAUUUGUGACAGUUCCUAGUUGCUGUAAGUGUUUCUAUCAAUAUAUGAAUAUAAUGCACUUUCGUGUUUGGUAUCGGGUUUUGAACAUCCAGAGGUAUUUUUGUAAAGCCAUGAAUUGCUCUGUAACAGCAUUCAUGUGUGUAGAAGCAGGUUGUUAAAUCUUUUGCCAAACGGCAGACAUGUACUUACAAAAACGCACAAUUGUUUUCUCAUAUGUGUUUACCUGAGUGGAUCUUCUCCCUCAUGAAGAGAAGAACAGAAACACUGUGUGAGCUUUUGUCAGCUCUGGUAGAAGCUACCACGACAAUCUGCCAGUCAGACAGGUGAAGUGUGUAUUCACUUUUGGCCUUUCUGUCACGUCUGUACUACUCGUGCCAAUAUUCAUCCAAGAGCUUAACAGCUUACUAAAUCUCAUAGUUAGAAAACCAGUUACACAUUAAUGUUGGCCGGUCAUUCUGCACUGUGUCGGAACUUUAAUGUUGUUAAUGUUUACCUUAUAGAGCAUGCCAGCAGCGGUAACAACAAUAAACAACUAAAAGGUU
Messenger RNA from Notolabrus celidotus (New Zealand spotty), 1919 nucleotides. It is a transcript of the gene pdxp, whose product is annotated as pyridoxal (pyridoxine, vitamin B6) phosphatase. Bases 223 to 1167 code for a protein of 314 amino acids. The transcript is spliced from 2 exons. Gene Ontology annotation, cellular component: cytoplasm. The record is from RefSeq and is a predicted model, not a curated record. Gene Ontology annotation, molecular function: phosphatase activity. Lineage: Eukaryota; Metazoa; Chordata; Actinopteri; Labriformes; Labridae.